Molecule: messenger RNA, 4503 nt
Organism: Ceratotherium simum simum (southern white rhinoceros)
Lineage: Eukaryota; Metazoa; Chordata; Mammalia; Perissodactyla; Rhinocerotidae
Source: RefSeq, a predicted model, not a curated record
GACCCGCUCCCGCUGUCCCACCGCAGGGUCAGGGUGCUCUCAUCCCUCCACCCUCCUGGAAGAUGCCUUCGGCCGCAGGGCGCCCCCAGCGUCCUCACCCUCGGCGGGCUGUGAGGACUACAGGCCCAAGCAGGUGGAGGGAAGUUCUGGGUUCUGAAUUCUGGGCUGAGCGAAACGCGCUGAUCUCAGUUCGCUGCACCGCCUGUAGCGACGGCAGGAGUAGGAGAGAGGGAGGGUGGGGAGUGUGCAUGCGCCAGUCUGUUCAUAUUUAAUUUACAAAGGAUCCUCGGAACCCAGGGUCGGGUGGUCUCUAUAGCUGCAGCACUCCUCGCCCGUCUCUCUCCCCCACCUCCUCAGCUCAUUAGAAUGCUCAACACUCAAAUAGGGAGAUCCAUCUCAAAGGCCCCAAAUCGGUUCUGUGGACCCACUGCCAGACACCCCACGGCCCGGGGUGAGAGCUGGAAGGCCACGUGCGCCCCUAGAGCUCAGUGUCUACGGAAAGGACCCGGGGAGACCGGGGCUCUGCGUGUCUCUUGGAGCCUGUACUCCUUUCCCGAUUCUGGCCAGCAACUCUGUCUCCAGGGCUGCCUUGGGCAGUGCAGGGGGACACAAAUCGAAUUUUAGCCCCAAUGCCUCGACAUCCCUGCGCCUCCACCUCCUUGUUGCUAAAAGAAAUGUCGCAGUUUGGCCAGAGACAGGGAGUGAGAGUCGGGAACAGCGAGUAUCCGAGUCUGCUGAGGCCGGCUGUUGUGUGAGGGCGUGAGACAGUGGGGCGGUGGCGGCCGCGGAGGCUUUGGGGGAUAGUGUGUGGGGUUGACGGUGUGUUUGCUUGUGAGGCUGUGAAGAUACUGGCGUGGGAGGGGGAGGGAGAGAGAUGCUCCGGCUUUAAGUUCCUAGCCCACAGUGCUCAGGAGGCGCAGACGUUCUGUAACCGUCCCUUUUGGGCCGCUGUCUGCUGCAGUCCCGGUGCCCCAUCCGCCUCUAGCUGGCAAGAUCUCAGGACGAGGCGCUUGGGUGCUCUCAGGCUGGUUUCCAGUUAAUAUAGGCUGAUAUCCGCUCGCCCCGCCCCACUUGGCGGUGCACAUCGGCCCGGGCCUUGGGCAUUGGGCUUCAACGCUGGUUUAGCCACAAAAGAGGAGACGUAAAGAGUCUGGCUUAAGAAGCUGGGCAGGGGCAGCGGUGGGCUAGAGAGGAGGGCGUCCCUUCCCCCCGCGCCGGGCAGGGCCCUGCGUUCCCGUCUUCGGGUUCCCGUCUACUGGCAGGGGGCGGGGAAGACCAGGACUCGUAUUUGCCCAGAUCCAGGCAAAAAUGGCAGGGAGGGUGAGGCGCUCUGCUAACACUAUCAAUUAUGCAUCGUGUUGAACGUGGCUUCGGGGAGGAGGCGGCUAGCGGGGAGGGGUGCGGGAAGGAAGGGACCGCGCGAGCCUGGCUGCGCGCAGCUCAGCGGGUCCCGGCUCCAGGUCUGUCUGCGCCAUAGCCUGCAUUUGCAAAAAGAGUUUAAAGGGAAAGACACGCCUCCUCUCCUUUAGUCGUGCGCCUUCCCUUCCCCCAAAUUCUUCAAAAAUGGUUCGUCUCACGUGUUGCGGGGCGUAAAAGCGGCUCGCAGUCAAUUAGCAGCGAAGCUCACUGGCCCUGGCGGGACCCGCGCGUGAGGCCGAAGCAACAGAUGUGGGAAGCGCUCUGGGGCUGUGGUCCUGGCUCGGCGACAUCAAGUCUGGAGAAGGGGUUGCAGCCCGAGGGCAGCGUGCGGGGAAUCAGCGAGCAGCGGGAUCCGCGAUGCUGCCCUUGCUGGCCCUAUGGUUGGUCUGGGCGCUGCUAGGAGAGGCCAGAGCGUGCCCGGAGCCGUGCGCCUGCGUGGACAAGUACGCGCAUCAGUUUGCCGACUGCGCCUACAAGGAGCUGCGCGAGGUGCCAGAAGGACUGCCGGCCAACGUGACGACGCUUAGUCUGUCCGCCAACAAGAUCACCGUGCUGCGGCGCGGGGCCUUCGCCGACGUCACGCAGGUCACGUCGCUGUGGCUGGCGCACAAUGAGGUGCGCACGGUGGAGUCGGGCGCGCUGGCCGUGCUAAGCCAGCUCAAGAACCUCGACCUGAGUCACAAUCUCAUAUCCAGCUUCCCAUGGAGCGACCUGCGAAACCUGAGCGCGCUGCAGCUUCUCAAAAUGAACCACAACCGUUUGGGCUCGCUACCCCGGGACGCGCUCGGUGCGCUGCCCGACCUGCGCUCCCUGCGCAUCAACAACAAUCGGCUGCGUACCCUGGCUCCUGGCACCUUCGACGCGCUAAGCGCGCUAUCACAUCUGCAACUCUAUCACAACCCCUUCCACUGCGGUUGCAGCCUUGUAUGGCUGCAGGCCUGGGCCGCGAGCACUCGGGUCUCAUUACCCGAACCCGACUCCAUCGCGUGCGCCUCGCCUCCCGCGCUUCAGGGGGUGCCAGUGCACCGCCUGCCCGCCCUAUCCUGUGCACCGCCCAGCGUGAGCCUGAGUGCCGAGCCGCCGUCUGAGGCGCCAGGCAGCCCCCUGCGCGCCGGCCUAGCGCUCAUGCUACACUGCGUUGCCGAAGGACACCCCACGCCCCGCCUGCAAUGGCAACUUCAGAUCCCAGGUGGCACUGUAGUCUUAGAGCCGCCGAUCCUGAGCCGGGAGGACGACGGGGACGGCGUGGAAGGCCAGGAAGGGGAAGGGGACGGGGACGGGCCGACGCAGACGGAGGUCCCAACCCCGACUCCGGCACCCGCUUGGCCCGCGCCCCCAGCCACUCCGCGCUUCCUGGCCCUCACAAACGGAUCCUUGUUGGUGCCCCUUCUGAGUGCCAAAGAGGCAGGCGUCUACACAUGCCGUGCCCACAACGAGCUGGGCACCAACUCCACAUCAGUACGCGUGGCGGUGGCGGAUGCCGGGCCCCCAAAGCACGCUCCUGGAGCAGGAGGUGACCCUGAUGGGCAGGCCCCGACCUCUGAGCGCAAGUCCACAGCCAAAGGCCGAGGCAACAGCGUCCUACCUUCCAAGCCCGAGGGCAAAAUCAAAGGCCAAGGCUUGGACCGGGUUAGCGUCCUCGGGGAGACAGAGGGGCUGGAGGAAGAGGAGGCAGGUGAGGGAGAGGAGGUGGAAGACCAGGUAUCUGCGGAUCCUGUGGAGGAGCAGAGUUGUGGCCACGGGGAUCCCUCGCGGUACGUGUCCAACCACGCAUUCAACCAGAGCGCAGAGCUCAAGCCGCACCUCUUUGAGCUGGGCGUUAUCGCGCUGGACGUGGCGGAGCGCGAGGCGCGGGUGCAGCUGACGCCGCUGGCGGCGCGCUGGGGCCCUGGGCUGGGCGGGGCUGGGGGAGCGGGGGGAGCGGGGCGACCGGGGCGGCGGCCCCUGCGCCUGCUCUAUCUGUGCCCGGCGGGGGGCGGCGCAGCAGUGCAGUGGUCGCGCGUGGAGGAGGGCGUCAACGCUUAUUGGUUCCGCGGCCUGCGGCCUGGCACCAACUACUCCGUGUGCCUGGCGCUGGCAGGCGAGGCCUGUCACGUGCAAGUGGUGUUCGCCACCAAGAAGGAGUUGCCCUCGCUGCUGGUUAUCGUAGCGGUGAGCGUGUUCCUCCUGGUGCUGGCCACCGUGCCCUUGCUGGGCGCCGCGUGCUGCCAUCUGCUGGCCAAACACCCGGGCAAGCCCUACCGUCUUAUCCUGCGGCCGCAGGCCCCCGACCCCAUGGAGAAGCGCAUCGCGGCCGACUUCGACCCGCGUGCCUCCUACCUCGAGUCCGAGAAAAGCUACCCAGCAGGCGGCGAGGCGGGCGGUGAAGAGCCAGAGGAGGUCUCCGGGGAGGGCCUUGACGAAGAUGCGGAGCAGGGGGACCCAGGUGGGGACCUGCAGAGGGAGGAGAGCCUAGCAGCCUGCUCGCUGGUGGAGUCCCAGUCCAAGGCCAACCAAGAAGAGUUUGAGGCGGGCUCCGAGUACAGUGAUCGGCUGCCCCUGGGUGCCGAGGCGGUCAACAUCGACCAGGAGAUUAACGGCAACUACAGGCAGACAGCAGGCUGAACCCGGAGCCCGCCCGGCCCGCCUAUUCCCAUCCCCCACUUGGGUGCCUGGGAGCAGAAGCCUAGGGCUGGCAGGAUUUAUGCCCCCCUCCGCCCCUGUCCUCCGCCACCUUCACUUACUCCGCCCCCUUAUCACUCCCCAAUCUUGACUACCGGGGACUUCUAGUGAGAGUGGGACGAUUUCGCCAUUCUGCCGCCACCCACGACCGUCAUUGUCCUUGUGGGCUGAAUUCCCCUCCACGGCAAGCACACUUCCCCGCUCCUCCCUCCACAUAUAAGACACAACUCGCAGACCGUGAGGCGAAAUCCACGCCUCUCCAUUCCCACCGCAAUUGUUAUCUGCGAAUUCUGCCCAGCGGCCCGCCCCAUCGUGGGCUCUGGAGCCACAGGAAACAGGAGAAGACGUUGGAAACAUCUGGUGGUAACGCUGUGGCUCGAGGGUCAGCCCGGGACCCCUAGCAAAUGUCCCUAGCGUGGAGCG